Salmo salar (Atlantic salmon) is the source of this 1382-nucleotide messenger RNA. Its product is annotated as AP-1 complex subunit sigma-3. Gene Ontology annotation, molecular function: clathrin-cargo adaptor activity. Gene Ontology annotation, cellular component: AP-1 adaptor complex; membrane coat. Gene Ontology annotation, biological process: intracellular protein transport; vesicle-mediated transport. The record is from RefSeq and is a predicted model, not a curated record. NCBI's taxonomy places the organism in Eukaryota, Metazoa, Chordata, Actinopteri, Salmoniformes, Salmonidae.
AGCAGGGAGGAGUUUACCCGUUCAGCUCGGAGGUCAGCGAGCAUUCUGGAGGAACAACCACAGAUAUGCGCUCUUUCAGUUGUCAGACACGCUGUGCGAGGUGAAACUAUUUCACUAACUUUUAUUUACUAAAAACGAUCCCCAAAAAAUCCUCAAAGUGUAUUUCUGCGGAAGGGACAGUCGGAAGUAAGGGGUAUUUCCAUCCUGUGGAACAUAUUCCGUCACUUGUCGCUUGGCAGGUGACUCUGCACAGCCCCGGUGACAGUUGCAACCUGGGAUAUGUUUAUACAGCUUAGGCGUCAUAGCCUAUUUGGGACUGCCUUGCCCUUUCAAUAACUAUGCGUUUCCUGCUCCUCUUCAGUCGCCAGGGCAAGCUCCGUCUCCAGAAGUGGUUCACGCCCAUCCCCGAGCGAGAGAAGAAGAAGAUCACCAGGGACAUGACCACCAUGGUGUUGGCACGGAAACCACGCUCCUGCAACUUCCUGCACUGGAAAGACCUGAAGAUCGUCUACAAGAGGUAUGCCAGUCUGUAUUUCUGCUGUGGUUUGGAUGCUGAGGAGAAUGAACUUCUAGCCUUGGAGAUGCUGCAUCGCUAUGUGGAGCUGUUGGACAAGUACUUUGGCAACGUGUGUGAGCUGGACAUUAUCUUUAACUUUGAAAAGGCCUACUUCAUCCUGGAUGAGUUUCUAUUAGGGGGAGAGGUACAGGAGACGUCCAAACUAGUGGUGGCCCGCUCCGUCGAGGCCUCGGACAUGCUACAGGAGACCAUGGAGGAAUACAUGAGCAAGCCUGCAUUCUAACACUGGGGGAAAUGGAUCUACACACACCAGAAGGAUUCUGGACAAUUACAGAAGUGGAGGUCUUACUACUGUACAGAACCAUGGAGUUAUGAGUUGUAGAAUGAGGGUGUGUUUUUAAAUAGGGAGGUACAGUGAAAUGUAUCUUGUUUCUGCAAAUAGGACAAUAACAUGAUGACCAAUAAAUUGGUAGAAGACGCUCAUUGAUUGGGCUAUUAUGAAAUGUAUAUUGAUACUGUAUGAUCACCCAUCCCUCUAGAUCGUUGAUGUACAUUGAAGUUACUGAAAACUGUGGUUAUGACAAUCAUAAUAGUUCACCAACAAGUACUUUAUAAUCAAUACUCAGAUUAUGUACACUGUAUUGACAUUUUAACAAGUGCCUUUUUAGAAAUAUGUAUUUGAAGUUGUGUUUUAAAUGUAUCUUGUGUAGACUAGUCUUUCUCUGUGUGACUUGGUGUAGGAUUACACCUUCUUGGAAAGGGAGUGAUUAUUUCUCUGGGUGAAUGUCACUGUUAUUUUGUUUUAUAUAACUAAUUAUAGAUCUUGAAUGUUGAAGACUUUGGAAUUAAAAUGUGUAUUUUGAUA